AUGAUCACUUCUUACUAUGGACCUUUUCAAUCAUCUUCACCUACUUCUCAUUUUGAUAGAAGUUUUCCAUCCAUAAAAAAUCAAUCGACUCAUCCAAGUCAUUUACCAUGUAAUUUGAAUCAUGGCGUAGGCUUACUUUAUCAUUCAAACUCUCAUCCUCAUGAUUCAAAUGGGAUUUAUGAUAAGAUUGAAGAAAUCGGUCCUAGAACAGUUUCACCUUUAAUCAUACCACAUUUGAAUACGAAUUUAUUAAAUCAGAAUCCGAAGAUUGAUGGAAGUUCUUCUACUAAUUCGGAUCAUUCGGUUUAUGAUCGUCUUAGUAGUGCUGGAUCUUGUCAAGCUUCUAGAGCUGGAUCUGAAUCUUUCUCUAGAUCUAACGCAGCUGCAAGACAACGGGCUAAAUUAGAAGCAGGAAUGGGUCAUUUAUCUGACGCAGAACUUAAAAAUUUGAAUAAACGAAUCAAUGGAAAUAAUCCUAAAUCAAAAGCUUCUACUUCAAGAUAA
Melampsora larici-populina 98AG31 is the source of this 504-nucleotide messenger RNA. RefSeq lists its product as uncharacterized. The record is from RefSeq and is a predicted model, not a curated record. Bases 1 to 504 code for a protein of 167 amino acids. NCBI's taxonomy places the organism in Eukaryota, Fungi, Basidiomycota, Pucciniomycetes, Pucciniales, Melampsoraceae. The transcript is spliced from 3 exons.